Molecule: messenger RNA, 3041 nt
Organism: Bactrocera latifrons
Lineage: Eukaryota; Metazoa; Arthropoda; Insecta; Diptera; Tephritidae
Gene: slim
Product: kelch domain-containing protein 10 homolog
Exons: 3
Coding region: 672-2366 (564 amino acids)
Biological process (GO): positive regulation of stress-activated MAPK cascade
Molecular function (GO): protein binding
Source: RefSeq, a predicted model, not a curated record
UUGAAAGUGUGUGACGUGUAAACACAUAAUUAAGUAAAAACGUGGUGAAACAAAUUAUAUGCGAAAGUUAAAUACCGAAAUUAAAUGUAUUUUAUGAAAUAUUAUCUAAGUCAAGCAAAAAUUCGGUACAAAAGUAAUAAAGGCGGUGUAGAUUUGAAACUGCGUAAUCAGAAUGAUACGGAGUGUAUACAAAGUGUCGUUUGAAUUUCAUUUGACAGCUGUUGCGAAUGAUUGUAUGGGGAGCAGUGGACGCUAAUUGUCAGCUGAUUGAUGAGGAAGUAAUGUUGUUGCGCUCUUGCAUAAAUCCCAAAAAAAAAUAUUGAACGUAGAAUCGAACGUGUAAAAAUUAACAUAUAAUUAAGAAAAAAUCAAGUGYCUAACAAGGUCAAUACAUGCAAUUGAAAAUUUCGAGCCGAUUAAACACUAAAUUUGACAAAUUAAAUAUAGUAUCCUCCGAUAGAAAUUGUGUUUUGAUAGCAACAUUGUUUCGACCUUCACCACCAGCUGUGCGCGGCAACAAACAAAAAUCCAAUUGCUGAAAUUUCAAUGUGGUUUCACCAUCAAUUGUUCAAGUGCACUUCUAAACUAUAAUAUUGUAAUUGUGAUGGAAAACCUGCGUAUGUGAAAUUUAAGUAAUAAAAAAUUAAAAAAAAUCAAACUUCGGAACUGUAAUGAGAAUAAGAAGAUUUGCUGCGCUAGCUUUGUUAAAUUUAUUGAAUAAUUUGCUACACGCCUGGAAUUUGAUAGCUGUCCUUGAAAGGAAUUUUAUUUCUAUUUUACGGAGCAUACCUUUUUCAACACUCUUUUUCGUUGCAAUGGACGGCGAAGGUGGCGAACAACGUGAUCAUAUGGAACACGUACCAGGAGRACCUAUGGAUGAAGAUGAUGAGGAACCCGUGAUGGGUUUGGGAUAUGAUGUUGAUGACGAAGACGACGAAGAUGUUGAUGAAGAGAAUGACGAUGAUGAUGCGUCGGACAUGUCUAGCGACACAGAUUCCGACUAUUUUGUUGAAAUGGAUAGCGACGACGCAUCUGAUAAUUAUAUACCUGGUUAUGGUGGUGAUUCUUCAACCAAUUCGGAAAGCGAAAGUGAAGUUGGCAGUAGUAAAUUUUCUAAUCAAAGAAUUCGCAUGCCUAAUAAACCCAUAUAUACUUUUAAACCUCAACGUUUAAUGAAGUGUAAUUAUAAAAAGCAUUGUGCACCAAGAGACUAUCCCUUCGCGCGAAGUGGUCAUCGUGUUGUCGCUUCCGAAUCACAUCUCUAUACAUUAGGUGGUUACAAUCCAAGCAAUAGCAAUGCAGCCAUACAUGGCAGUGGCAUGCUUUUUCAAGAGCUAUGGCGUUUUAAUUUGGCAACUAAACGUUGGGUGCUGUUGCACAAUCCUUCAACGAAUCGAAAUAUGCCAGGGGAGUUGGCAUCAAAUGCACUUAUCAUUAGUAAUAAUUUAUUAAUCUCUUACGGUGGGACUGGAUAUCCCUUCGGCGAAUCUUGCUCAAAUGACUGCUAUAUUUAUCAAACACAAGUUGAUAAACCCAGUGUUAUGCGUAUUGAGGCUACUGGUGAUGCGCCAACACCACAGUAUGGUCCGGGCAUUGUCUUACACGAACAUUAUUUAUAUACAAUCGGUGGAACAACUGGCUAUGAUUACUCUUGUGAUGUGCAUCGUCUAAAUUUACGCACACGCGUGUGGGAAUGCGUUUAUAUAUGUCGACCAUAUAUACGCGAAGAUCCGGAGGGUCGUUAUCGACAUGAAGUGGUCUACGAUGGUCAGUAUAUCUAUGUGCUCGGGGGUGGCACUUCAAAUUUAGUAUACGAUUUGGAACGGAUUCCUGCAUUUAAUUUGGAAACGAAUCGGUGGGAAUAUUUUGACACCGUACCCGAUAGAUCAUCACAACCAAAUCAACAAGGUACGCGACCGAGUUCUGGGUACCCAAAACCAAGAAAGUGCUUUUCCUGCGUCCAGCAUACCACAUCUAAUGGCGAUGUCGAAGCUUUCAUAACAGGUGGCUUACAGUCUGAUCAAGUAUAUUUCGCUGAUAUAUGGAAAUUAAAUUUUACAACUAAACAAUGGACAUUAAUACAAACAGCGGCGCUACCAAAACCAUUGUACUUCCACGCAGCAGCUCAUAGCCAAAACGGUUGUAUGUACAUAUUCGGCGGAAUUGAAUAUGAUAUUAAGCGUAUACGUCGGUGCAAUGAUCUCUACAAAAUGUGGAUGACCAUACCAAAGUUAAGCGAAAUUUGCUGGGAGGCUGUGUUGCAUUAUAAGCCAAAUCUUAAAGCGUAUGGUCACACACAGCUACUUAAAAUGGGUAUACCACUACGCUUCGCUCAUCGCUUGUGGUAUUCUACCAAAACCAAAUGAUUAUUAAAGAAUUGAAUAGAACUAAAAAAACGCGACGUUUAAUUAACAGUGAUAAUAACUAUUAUUUUUUACUCCGUAGGAACAUUUGGCCAUUAACGCAUUAGUAUUGAAUAAACAAUUAACAGUAGUAAUGCGAAAAGCGAAGAAAAUAAUAUAUAAACAAAAUAAUUAUAUUUAUAAAUGGAAAACCUAAUGCUUAUGUAUCGUGUACAUCGAAAAUAACAGUGAACAUAACUUAGUGUGCCCCAUCUUUCAAACUUUCUUUCUAAUGCAAAAAAUAAUAUCAUAUAAAAUUUAAUAUAUUUCUGGCGCUCUAACAACUACAGUAGAUAUGUUAUUUUUUCUUUUUGAGAAAAGUAAGAAACACGCUUUCAAAGCUAGUCAUACAUACAUACAUACAUAUGUAUAUCGGAUAUCAUAGAACUUCACAACAUUAACAUCAAUACUCACUAUUAGAUUGGGCCACAACUCCUUUUGCAUACGCACACGAGCAUACAUACUGAUGUAUUUAUAUACAUACAUAUGUAAUUUAAAAUAAGUUAGUAACACCCAAUUUCAUAAGUGGUCGAGCAGAGUCUGAUAGCUUUAUGCUAAUAAUGAACCUACACGURUAUGUACGUAUAUAUGCCAUUAGAUUUUCCAAAUAAUAAGUAAUGUAAUUUAUAAAUAUAAUAA